AUGAGUCCCUGUCAUGAUAAGAAGAGAAACCCCUGGGGGGAAGGUGGGGGGAGGGUGGGGGGAGGAGAGAGAGGAUGGGGAGAGGAUGGAGAGAGGAUGGAGAGAGGACGGAGAGAGGACGGAGAGAGGAUGGAGAGAGGAUGGAGAGAGGACGGAGAGAGGACGGAGAGAGGACGGAGAGAGGACGGAGAGAGGACGGAGAGAGGACGGAGAGAGGACGGAGAGAGGACGGAGAGAGGAUGGAGAGAGGACGGAGAGAGGACGGAGAGAGGACGGAGAGAGGAUGGAGAGAGGACGGAGAGAGGACGGAGAGAGGACGGAGAGAGGACGGAGAGAGGAUGGAGAGUGGAUGGAGAGGAUGGAGAGAGGAUGGAGAGAGGAUGGAGAGAGGAUGGAGAGAGGAUGGAGAGAGGAUGGAGAGAGGAUGGAGAGAGGAUGGAGAGAGGACGGAGAGAGGACGGAGAGAGGACGGAGAGAGGACGGAGAGAGGACGGAGAGAGGACGGAGAGAGGAUGGAGAGAGGAGAGAGGACGGAGAGAGGACGGAGAGAGGACGGAGAGAGGACGGAGAGAGGACGGAGAGAGGAUGGAGAGAGGAUGGAGAGAGGCUGGAGAGAGGAUGGAGAGAGGAUGGAGAGAGGCUCGGGGGAGGCUGGAGAGAGGAUGGAGAGAGGAUGGAGAGUGGAUGGAGAGGAUGGAGAGAGGAUGGGGAGAGGAUGGAGAGAGGAUGGAGAGAGGAUGGAGAGAGGAUGGAGAGGAUGGAGAGAGGAUGGGGAGAGGAUGGAGAGAGGAUGGGGAGAGGAUGGAGAGAGGAUGGAGAGAGGAUGGAGAGAGGAUGGAGAGAGGAUGGAGAGAGGAUGGAGAGAGGAUGGAGAGAGGAUGGAGAGAGGAUGGAGAGAGGAUGGAGAGAGGAUGGAGAGGAUGGAGAGAGGAUGGAGAGGAUGGAGAGAGGAUGGGGAGAGGAUGGAGAGUGGAUGGAGAGAGGAUGGAGAGAGGAUGGAGAGAGGAUGGAGAGAGGAUGGAGAGUGGAUGGAGAGGAUGGAGAGAGGAUGGGGAGAGGAUGGAGAGAGGAUGGAGAGAGGAUGGAGAGAGGAUGGAGAGGAUGGAGAGAGGAUGGGGAGAGGAUGGAGAGAGGAUGGGGAGAGGAUGGAGAGAGGAUGGAGAGGAUGGAGAGAGGAUGGGGAGAGGAUGGAGAGAGGAUGGGGAGAGGAUGGAGAGGAUGGAGAGAGGAUGGAGAGAGGAUGGAGAGAGGAUGGAGAGAGGAUGGAGAGAGGAUGGAGAGGAUGGAGAGAGGAUGGAGAGAGGAUGGAGAGAGGAUGGAGAGAGGAUGGAGAGAGGAUGGAGAGAGGAUGGAGAGAGGAUGGAGAGAGGAUGGAGAGAGGAUGGAGAGAGGAUGGAGAGAGGAUGGAGAGGAUGGAGAGAGGAUGGAGAGAGGAUGGAGAGAGGAUGGAGGAUGAGAGGAUGGAGAGUGGAUGGAGAGGAUGGAGAGUGGAUGGAGAGGAUGGAGAGAGGAUGGGGAGAGGAUGGAGAGAGGAUGGAGAGGAUGGAGAGAGGAUGGAGAGAGGAUGGAGAGAGGAUGGAGAGAGGAUGGAGAGAGGAUGGAGAGAGGAUGGAGAGGAUGGAGAGAGGAUGGGGAGAGGAUGGAGAGAGGAUGGAGAGAGGAUGGAGAGAGGAUGGAGAGAGGAUGGAGAGAGGAUGGAGAGGAUGGAGAGAGGAUGGGGAGAGGAUGGAGAGAGGAUGGGGAGAGGAUGGAGAGAGGAUGGAGAGGAUGGAGAGAGGAUGGAGAGAGGAUGGAGAGAGGAUGGAGAGAGGAUGGAGAGAGGAUGGAGAGAGGAUGGAGAGAGGAUGGAGAGGAUGGAGAGAGGAUGGGGAGAGGAUGGAGAGAGGAUGGGGAGAGGAUGGAGAGAGGAUGGAGAGGAUGGAGAGAGGAUGGAGAGAGGAUGGAGAGAGGAUGGAGAGAGGAUGGAGAGAGGAUGGAGAGAGGAUGGAGAGAGGAUGGAGAGAGGAUGGAGAGGAUGGAGAGAGGAUGGAGAGAGGAUGGAGAGGAUGGAGAGAGGAUGGAGAGUGGAUGGAGAGACGAUGGAGAGAGGAUGGAGAGGAUGGAGAGAGGAUGGAGAGAGGAUGGAGAGGAUGGAGAGAGGAUGGAGAGAGGAUGGAGAGGAUGGAGAGAGGAUGGAGAGAGGAUGGAGAGGAUGGAGAGAGGAUGGAGAGAGGAUGGAGAGGAUGGAGAGAGGAUGGAGAGAGGAUGGAGAGAGGAUGGAGAGGAUGGAGAGAGGAUGGAGAGAGGACGGAGAGAGGAUGGAGAGAGGAUGGAGAGGAUGGAGAGAGGAUGGAGAGGAUGGAGAGGAUGGAGAGAGGAUGGAGAGAGGAUGGAGAGGAUGGAGAGAGGAUGGAGAGAGGAUGGAGAGAGGAUGGAGAGAGGAUGGAGAGAGGAUGGAGAGGAUGGAGAGGAUGGAGAGAGGAUGGAGAGAGGCUCGGGGGAGGCUGGGAGGAGGCAGGGGAACACUUACCCAGAAACACCUUCUCCUUGCCCACAGAGUAG
Messenger RNA from Knipowitschia caucasica, 2541 nucleotides. The record is from the annotation of a GenBank genome assembly. NCBI's taxonomy places the organism in Eukaryota, Metazoa, Chordata, Actinopteri, Gobiiformes, Gobiidae.